GAGAGAGAGAGAGAGAGAGAGUCAGAGAAACAGAAUCAAAAUGGAGGCGAAUCAGAAGAAAGAAGUCAGAGCUCUGAAGCAUUUCUGGUACCUAAGAACAUGGCUUAAGGCUCUUCUCGUCUUUCUCUCAUCAACCUCCUUCUUCUCUCCUGCUUCAUGCUAUUCCUUCGACUACAAGCAAGCUCUCUCUCUCAGCCUCCUCUACUUCGAGUCUCAGCGUUCUGGUCACUUGCCUCACAACCAGAGGGUCACCUGGCGCCACCAUUCUGGCCUCACCGACGGCCUCGAACAAGGGGUGGACUUGGUCGGAGGGUACUAUGAUGCCGGAGAUAAUGUCAAGUUCGGGCUUCCCAUGGCAUUCACCAUCACGUUGCUCUCUUGGGGCGUCAUUGAAUACGGCGACCUUAUUGCCAGCGCCGGCGAGUAUUCUCACGCUCUCGAGGCCAUUAAGUGGGGCACUGAUUAUUUCAUCAAGGCCCACACUCACCCUCAUGUUCUCUGGGCGCAGGUGGGCGACGGCGGCACCGAUCAUUACUGUUGGCAAAGGCCAGAGGACAUGACAACAUCCCGACGAGCUUACAAGCUGGACGCCGAUAACCCUGGCUCAGAGGUUGCCGGAGAGACAGCGGCGGCAAUGGCGGCUGCCUCAAUAGUGUUUAGGAGAACAAACCCACAUUACUCCCACCUACUAUUGCAGCAUGCACAACAGUUAUUUGAGUUUGGGGACAAGUACAGGGGGAAAUAUGAUGAGAGCAUCGGAGUGGCUAAAGGGUAUUAUUCGUCCGUGAGCGGGUACAGGGAUGAGUUACUGUGGGCAGCCAUAUGGCUCUACAAGGCCACUGAAAAUGAAGAAUACUUAAAGUAUGUUCUGCAGAAUGCUUAUGACUUUGGUGGGACCACUUGGGCCGUCGCUGAAUUUAGCUGGGAUAUCAAGUACGCUGGCCUUCAAUCCAUUGCUUCCAUGCUCCUCAUGGAAGGAGAAAAGCACAAGGGUCAAAGCCGAGUCAUUCUCCAACAAUACCGUUCAAAAGCAGAGCACUAUCUCUGCGCGUGCCUCGGCCAAAACAACUCCACUAACGUGCAUCGCACCCCAGGAGGCUUACUGUACGUCCGCCAGUGGAACAACAUGCAAUACGUCUCAACGGCGUCGUUGCUCCUCACUGUAUACUCUGAUCAUCUCCGAGCCGCCGGCCAGAGGCUCCACUGCGACAAAGGAGAUGUCUCUCCGCAGGAGAUCCUAGCCUUCGCGAAAUCACAGGUGGACUACAUCCUGGGCUCUAAUCCAACCGAGAGAAGCUACUUGGUAGGAUAUGGGCCCCACUUUCCUAUGAGGGUGCACCAUAGGGGCGCGUCCAUGGAAUCAUACAAAGAAAACAUGGGUUUUAUUGGGUGCACGCAGGGGUACGAUAACUGGUAUGGACGCCAUGAUCCUAACCCCAAUGUACUGACUGGGGCCCUAGUCGGUGGGCCCAACAGUACGGACGGGUUUAGGGACGAGAGGGGGAAUUACGUGCAGACAGAAGCAUGUACUUACAAUACAGCCGCAUUAGUAGGGGUUUUUGCUAGAUUGAAUAGAGUCCAAGAAGAGGAUGCUUUUAAGGAUGAAGAAGGAGGUUAUUUGGCUUUGAUUAGUGAUAAUUAAUUGGGGUCAAUUAUGCUAAGAUUAUGGCAUUGGGGGAUGACAUUAGAAUACAUUGGUGCAAAUAUUGCAAAUACCAAUAUUACUUGGAAAACAGUUAAAGCAUUGAAUAGUAAAAGUGGCUUAAUUUUCAGAGGCAUGGUUUAGAAAAGUGUGUUCUGUAAAGAGCUCGGAAAUAGC
This is a messenger RNA of Prosopis cineraria, 1819 nucleotides long. RefSeq names its product endoglucanase 11-like. The record is from RefSeq and is a predicted model, not a curated record. Gene Ontology annotation, biological process: carbohydrate metabolic process. NCBI's taxonomy places the organism in Eukaryota, Viridiplantae, Streptophyta, Magnoliopsida, Fabales, Fabaceae. Gene Ontology annotation, molecular function: hydrolase activity, hydrolyzing O-glycosyl compounds. The coding region runs from base 41 to 1642 and encodes 533 amino acids. The transcript has 5 exons.